GCAUAACAAAAGACAUAUCAAAAAGGCAUAACAAAAGACAUAACAUAACAAAAACAACAAACAAAUAAACAGAUAAGUAAGUGAACAACACAUCUCGCAUACCCGACCUAUUCCUUACAGGCGGAGGCUGGACUCGAACGCUGUAUACUUAUUUUUUCUCUUAAUCGAUCUCCUCCAAAAACAACAACAAAAAUACAAAUAAACAAUAAAUGAAUGAAUAUAUUAACAGCUUAUCGAUUUCCCGACCUUCUCCCCGCAGACGGCUGCCCGACUCGAGCUCCGCCUGCACCGACAGCUCGGGCGUGAGCAUCUUCGUCGCCACCAGGAACCUCGACUACGAGACGGUCGAGUCGUACAACCUCCUCCUCCAGGUUGUGAACGACCAGAACGCCCGCGUGGACAAGCAGCUCCUCGUGGAUAUCGUGGACGUGAACGACAACGCGCCGCUCCUCCAGCUCUUCGACGGGUCGUUGGUGGAGAACGCGGAGAGAGCUCUCAUCACCACUAUCAAGGCCGUUGAUAAGGACACGUCGCCGCAGUUCAGGCAGCUGAUUUACAAAUUCGACGCGACGGCCACUGAGGACGUGCGGGACAAGUUCGAGCUGAAGCCCAACGGCGAGCUGUGGACGACGAAGCCGCUCGACCGGGAGGAGGUCAAGCAGUACCGCGUGCCGAUCCAGGUCACCGACGGCGUUCCCGAGCACGAGCGCAUGACGACCUACUGGAUCACGGUGCAGGACCUGAACGACGUGGCGCCGGCGUUCGCUCCGUCGGGCGUGUUCGAGGUGGAGCUUCCGGAGAACAGGGAACUCGGGAAGCCCACGGGCAUCAGGCUGCCCGUCCACGACCCCGAUAUAGUGAACAACAUUACGUAUGAAAUUGUCGAAGGGAAUGAGGAGCAGAAAUUCAGGAUCGACCCUACCACGGGGGACGUCUUGGUCAACAAGCUGCUCGACUUUGACCAUCCCGUCAUGGACAGAAAUGUGAGUGUUUGGGCCGGAUGCUCCUCUUUCCAUGCCAUUCUGUCAUUCAUGAUACCGUUUGCCUAUGACCUCCAGCCUGCCAUUAAGGUGUAUAUGGAGGUAAUAGACACAGAAAGAGGGGGAUGUAAUUGCAGGCACAGAUACAAAUGCAAAUUAGAAUACAGAUAUAAAUACAGCGCUGUUUCUGUUACAGAUUCAGUUAUAACCACAGACAAUUACAGACACAUACUUAGGGAUAUGUACAGAGGCAGCAACUCUCGUGUGGACACAUGA
Molecule: messenger RNA, 1256 nt
Organism: Penaeus monodon (black tiger shrimp)
Lineage: Eukaryota; Metazoa; Arthropoda; Malacostraca; Decapoda; Penaeidae
Product: protocadherin beta-10-like
Exons: 8
Coding region: 210-1256 (348 amino acids)
Biological process (GO): cell-cell junction assembly; cell morphogenesis; calcium-dependent cell-cell adhesion
Cellular component (GO): adherens junction; plasma membrane; catenin complex
Molecular function (GO): cadherin binding; calcium ion binding
Source: RefSeq, a predicted model, not a curated record